UUGACAUGUGGACCACUAACAAGAUGACACGUGAUGAUGUCAAAAGUUUAUCACUUUUUAGGUGUCAAAAUAUCAUUAUCCAUAAAGAAAUUACAGGAAGAAGAAGAGGCUAUGGAGAUGAAAAUGAUAGGAGAGGAGAACCUUACCACGCGAACCGCAGAAAACCUAACACAGGGAUCGAAGUCCCGAAGCAACUGAACGGCGCGUCGAUAACACGCAUCAACCAAGCCAACGUCUUUCAACUCUCCACCGCGCUCGAUGAACCCGACGAGCCCUUCAAGCGCCGCGUCUCUCACGUAAGGGUAAGGAUCCUUCGUGAACCCCAGCAGCACCGCCAACAGCAAGCCAGGUCGGACCUCGAAACUCGAACCCGCGUUCCGGAGCAUCCACGCGCGGGCGGGCACGGAGGCGCCGAAGCACAGCGACGUGAAUCGCGCGUCGUCCAGAUGACGGUCCGAGAUGGACACACCGAUGGCCUCAACAGCGAGGCGGGGAGAGGAUUCGGCGGUGGGAAGAGGCAUGGUGGGAAUCAACCUUUCCCUCCAAAUUUAUCUUGUGGCAGAAAUUUGAGGAAGAGUGAACUUGGUGCUGUAAUCUUUGGAUGCAAGAACGCCACAAUGAAUGAAUGCCUCUCUAAACAACUCUUUGGCUUACCAGCUCAGCACUUCUCUUAUGUGAAGAAUNUUGAUNCAGGAUUGCCUCUGUUUUUGUUUAAUUAUACUGACCGGAAGCUUCAUGGAAUUUUUGAGGCAGCCAGCAAAGGAAGAAUGUUUAUAGACCCCUAUGGAUGGACUACUGAUGGUUCAGAGAGAACACAAUAUCCUGCACAGGUGCAAAUUUGUGUUCGACUUAAGUGCCAGCCACUGCCCGAAGAUAAAUUCAAAGAAUUACUUGCAGAUAACUACUACACUCAUAACCAUUUCUGGUUUGAGCUAGACCAUGAGCAAACAAGCAGACUUAUUUCCUUAUUAUCAUCUGGAUCAAUUGUCUGUGGUAAUUCUGUCUCGCAGAAUACACCAAGUUGGGUGACUUCAUCUCGUGAGACUUGGAGGGAAGAUGAAACAUUUAAAAUGCUUGAAUUAGAGACAAAGGUGGUUGAGAACGAAGAUGAGGUUAACCGCGUACAUGAAGAUGAGGUUAACAGCGUACAUUUGAAACUGAAGGAGUUAACUGUUAGCUAUCUGGAGCAGAGACUGAUUGAGGCAGAAAGGGAAAUUCAGCAUCUUAAAGAUCGUUGUAAAGUUUUAGAAUCUGCUUGUAAUAUCCCUAAUCGUUUGGAACAUGUUGAGAAGGCAGUNAUAAAGUCGACAGCUGAUUUAGAUCCCAAAGAUUCAUUAUUUUUAAUUGGAGGUUUUGAUGGAAGAUCAUGGUUAGCAACUAUGGAUUUGUACUGUACUUCUCAGAGUGUGACCAAACCUCUUAAGCCUAUGAACUCAGUUCGUUCAUAUGCUUCAGUUGUGCGGUUGAAUAGUGAAAUUUAUGUUUUUGGUGGUGGAAAUGGUUGUGUUUGGUAUGACACAGUUGAAUCAUACAAUCCAGUUCAUGAUAACUGGACCAUGUGCCCCUCUUUGAACAAGAAGAAAGGAAGCUUGUCUGGUGCUGCUUUAUAUGGCAAAAUUUUUGCUGUUGGUGGUGGGAAUGGAGUUGACAUCUAUGCAGAUGUUGAGAUGCUUGAUUUUGAUAUUGGGCGGUGGAUCCCUACACGCUCAAUGCUAAGCAAGAGAUUUGCUCUUGCUGCAGUUGAACUCAACGGGUCAAUUUAUGCCACUGGCGGGUUUGAUGGAAAUGAUUACUUAAGGUCUGCUGAAAGAUUUGAUCCUAGGGAACAUUCUUGGACCAAAAUACCAGACAUGAAUGUAAAGCGGGGCUGCCAUUGCUCAGUUGUUCUGAAUGAAAAGUUGUACGCCCUUGGUGGCUUUGACGGCACAAAAAUGGUUCAAAGUAUCGAGGUGUUUGAUCCUCGUCUUGGAGUAUGGACAAUGGGGGAACCAAUGAUUCAUCCACGGGGUUAUUGUGCUGCUGUAGUUGUCAAUGAAUCCAUUUUUAUGCUUGGUGGAGUUAGGAUUGGCGAGAACAUUGUAGAUACAGUUGAGAAUUAUAAGGUCGGUCAGGGAUGGCAGGAAACUUGCAGAUCAGCAGCUGUUAAUAGGUGUUUCUUGUCAGCUAUUGCUUGCAGUCAGGAGUAAGAAAGUAAGGUUAACUUUGUA
Molecule: messenger RNA, 2207 nt
Organism: Vigna radiata var. radiata (mung bean)
Lineage: Eukaryota; Viridiplantae; Streptophyta; Magnoliopsida; Fabales; Fabaceae
Product: kelch-like protein diablo
Exons: 9
Coding region: 6-2186 (726 amino acids)
Biological process (GO): response to endoplasmic reticulum stress
Molecular function (GO): protein binding
Source: RefSeq, a predicted model, not a curated record